UCGAACGUUUGAAAUGUGCGUUCGUUCGUUUCUACGAAACAUUACUCCAAAAAGCAGCCAAAACUCUAAAUCAGGAAUCAAUUAGAGUUUGCUACCAUUUUAUUUCCGCUUGGCGUACGACACUCCUUGCUUUCCUCGUUCAAAAACCGCAUGUUUUGUGAAGUGGAAAUGAAAACAAAUGAUUAACAUUUUGACAGCUUACCCAACUGUUUCCACGUUUCACAGCGCUCAUCCAGGCAAAAAAGCGGAGGUGUUUUGGUUAAAAGUUUACCGAUACCGGUUUUACUGAUUUCGGACAGUGCACCGAAUGUUUGGUAUCACCUUCGGCGCAGUAGUGAAACGAAUAAUCGCAGUGCCACGUUUAAUGAAGAUGAGUGAUUUACAGCACAUUCUGUCCAACAACAAGGCAGCAGAGGAGUUGCUCGAGUCGCUGAAGCAGGAGUUGAAAACAAUUAAAAAUGAACAAGUGCAGCGCAAGAUUGCUGUUCUGCAGGCGGAAAAUGAAACCCUCCGCCGUCAGGUGGAUGCUUGCUUGAAGAGAUUGGUUUCGUUGGAGGUAGCGCACGGCAAAGUACAGAUUCCGGUACCGACGCCGGAAGAGGUACGGGCUGGCAGUGGUCCAGUGAUGGUUAAAAUGGAACCCGUUGCUCAACCACCGGUGGUGAAGGAAACUCCCAAGGAAGUACCGGCACAAGCACAGCAGCAGAACGAGAGUAAACCACCGAAGGAAAAGAAACCCAAGAAGGAAAAACCAGCCGGCGAAGCUAAACAGGUUGGAACACCAGCCACGGAAGAACCGCCAAUCGAUGUAGGACGGUUGGAUAUGCGUGUCGGACGAAUCGUGGAGGUUGCACGCCAUCCCGAUGCGGACAGUUUGUACGUGGAGAAGAUCGAUUGUGGCGAACCGAAUGGUCCGCGUACCGUCAUUUCCGGCCUAGUGAAGUACGUUCCGAUAGAGCAGAUGCAAAAUCGCAUGGUAGUUGCGUUGUGCAAUCUUAAACCGGCCAAAAUGCGUGGCAUUCUAUCGGAAGCGAUGGUGAUGUGUGCUUCGUCACCGGAUGGGGUAGAAAUUCUAGCCCCACCGGAGGGUUCUGUACCGGGAGAUUUGGUACACGUGGAGGGGUACCCACGCGUACCGGAUGUGGUGAUGAAUCCUAAGAAGAAAAUCUUCGAAACCGUUGCACCGGAUUUGAAAACGAACGGUGAGCUUGUGGCAUGCUACAAGGAAGGAUCGUUCGUUGUCCCCGGCAAAGGAACGGUGAAAGCACAAACGCUGAAAAACGUACAAGUAAAGUAAUUUGUUGCCGCCCAGAGUUGCGAUGAGAAUCACUCAUUAUUUCAUUAAUAAAAAGUUUGUUAGAACCUUU
Anopheles moucheti is the source of this 1367-nucleotide messenger RNA. RefSeq names its product aminoacyl tRNA synthase complex-interacting multifunctional protein 1 (gene AIMP1). Bases 308 to 1297 code for a protein of 329 amino acids. The transcript has 2 exons. Gene Ontology annotation, molecular function: tRNA binding. The record is from RefSeq and is a predicted model, not a curated record. NCBI's taxonomy places the organism in Eukaryota, Metazoa, Arthropoda, Insecta, Diptera, Culicidae.